AUGUUUGCGGAUGACAUUAAGCUCUGGAGCGUCAUUCGAACUGCAGAUGACGAAGAGCAUCUGCAGGCGAACCUAAAUCGACUCCAACAGUGGUCAAAGGCCUGGCUUCUGCCGUUCAACGAGAAAAAGUAUAAUAUUCUACGAGUCGGCAGAGCUCGCUCUCCGAACCAUAUGGCCUACUGCCUAAAUGGUAUACCACUGCAAGAAGUGGACUCGCAGAAGGACUUGGGAGUAUGGAUUACGACCUCGCUCAAACCCUCGCUGCACUGCACGAAGAUAGCCAAGUCUGCAAUGUCAGUCCUCUACCUUGUCAAGCGGGCUUUCUCUGCCUUUGACGAAGACUGCUUCGCUAAAGUCUUUCGAACUUUUGUGCGUCCGCAACUAGAAUUUGCUAUCCAAGCUUGGAGACCCUGGACCGCGAAGGACCUCAGCAUCCUUGAAAGGGUUCAAAGGCGUGCAACGAAACUUGUGGCAGGACAGGGUUCACUACCAUAUGCAACGCGGUUAGCUAACCUUCAUCUCUUUCCCUUGAGUUACAGGCAGUUACGGGGUGACCUGAUACAAGUCUUCCGUAUCAUACGCGGUCAGGACUGCAGCCUCAUACCGGGGGACUUCUUCGAGUUAGCAACCACCACAAAUCUACGAGGCCAUCCAUUCAAACUACGUGUGACAGGGGCCAGACUGGACACACGAAAGUUCUUCUUCUCCAACAGAGUGGUAGAAGCCUGGAAUGCCCUGCCUGUGGAUGUCGUUAUGUCUGCUUCCGUCGAGGUUUUUAAGAGGAAGCUGGAUUUGUGUAGCAGUGUGCACUAA
Spirometra erinaceieuropaei is the source of this 813-nucleotide messenger RNA. The record is from the annotation of a GenBank genome assembly. NCBI's taxonomy places the organism in Eukaryota, Metazoa, Platyhelminthes, Cestoda, Diphyllobothriidea, Diphyllobothriidae.